Molecule: messenger RNA, 2927 nt
Organism: Xyrichtys novacula (pearly razorfish)
Lineage: Eukaryota; Metazoa; Chordata; Actinopteri; Labriformes; Labridae
Source: the annotation of a GenBank genome assembly
GGAUAAAAAAACAAACACCGAACGGAGAGAGACGCCAAGAUUUAGUGUCCUUUGAAUGUGGGGAACUUCAACAGGACGGGACAGCUGUGAGAGAAAAUAUGAGAAUACCCAAAAACUGAAUCUUAAUUCUGCAGCAGAGAGUGACUUUAAAAUUUCUCCAAGCCGCAACUCAAAGUGAAAGUAAGUAUGAAAAACUUUCUGAGAGGAGAUGAGGUAAGUGGAGUAACAACUGACUGAUUGUUUUCUCUUUUCUUUUGUUGUGUUUCAGUUGUCGUUUCAGAAAGAAAAUGUCAUCACAAACAGAAAAGGAUCUCCUGUGCCCUGUCUGCCAUGACAUCUUCAGACUUCCUGUGUUCCUGUCAUGUACCCACAGCUUCUGUAAAGACUGUAUUAAACAAUGGUGGCAAGAGAAUCAGAUACAGGUCUGUCCAGUUUGUAAAGAAAUAUCUCCACAAAGUGAUCCACCCACAAACUUGGUGUUAAAGAACCUGUGCGAAGCCUUCCUACUGGAGAGAGAAAAGUCUAAAGCUCUUUGUAGUCAGCACUCAAAGAAACUCAGACUCUUCUGUCUGGACCACCAAGAGCCUAUCUGUGUCAUCUGUCGCGACUCAAAGGCACACAACAAACACACGUUCUUACCCGCUGACGAAGCUGCAGGAGAUCACAGAGAGAAGCUGGAGAAGUUUCUGGAACCUUUGCAGGAUAAAAUGAAACUCUUUGAAAGCGUAAAAAGAAACAGUAUUCAAACAGCUGAGCACAUUAAAGUCCAGGCCAAGAUCACAGAGCGUCACAUUAAAGAGCACUUUAGGAAGCUGCACAAGUUUCUAGAGGAGAAAGAGGAGGCCAGGAUCUCAGCUCUGAGGGAUGAAGAGGAGCACAAGAGUCAGGUGAUGAAGGAGAAGAUUGAGGGUCUGGAUGAAGAGAUAGCAGCUCUCUCAGAGAUAAUCAGAGCCACGGAGGAAGAGCUGAAAGCUGAAGAUGUUGCUUUUCUGAAGAACUACAAAGCUGCAGUGGAAAGAGUCAAACAGCGCCCCCUGCCAGAUGAUCCAGAGCUGGUCUCAGGAGCUCUGAUAGAUGAAGCCAAACAUCUGGGUAACCUGAGCUUCAACAUCUGGAAAAUGAUGAAGGAGAAGGUCUCCUACAGUCCUGUGAUUCUGGAUCCAGACUCUGCUCAUCCUGAACUCGUCCUGUCUGAAGAUCUGACCAGUGUGAUCUUUGGAAUAAGACAGGAGCUCCCUGAUAACCCGGAGCGCUUUGACCACUACCCCAUCGUCCUGGGCUCUCAGGGCUUCAACUCAGGGAGUCACAGCUGGGAUGUUGAAGUCGGAGACUGUAAGGACUGGAAAGUUGGCGUGUUGGAGGAAUCUGCCCAGAGAAAGGGAGAGCCUCUGUCUGGACUGUGGAGAAUUGGGCUCUAUGAUGGAGUCUACUCAGCGCGGUCACUGCCAGAAUCCUCCACCGUUCUCUUUCUGGACAAACCGAAGAAGAUCAGAGUUCAGCUCGAUUUUGACAAAGGAAAGUUAUCAUUCUCUGAUCCUGAUACCAACACACAAAUACACACCUUCACACACACUUUCACUGACAGACUGUUUCCAUACAUCAGCAAUCUGGAUAAAUGCCCUCUGAAGGUCUUACCACAGAAGUGACCGUUAUUCGAUUUGAUAACCAUCGAUGGUCUGUCAACAAAACUACAUUUUCUUCACCAAGAGCUUUAUCACCUACUGCUUUAGUCCAUAACUGUUAACACGACAUCAGUCAAAUUGAGUAUUUGAGAAAUAACACAAAAAAACAAAUCAAAGUAUAAACAAUAACACCUUACUGACAUUCUUCUGACUGAGCUGGGCAGAGAUGAGACAAACUAUUGUCAACUGAACUUCAAAAGAAUGAUCACACUGCUGGUGAGAAGUAUUGAUAAUAGAAUUAGAUAAGAGAUCCUAAAUGACUUGAACACACAGCUGUUUGUUUUAAUGUGGGAUUAAACUGCUCAAGUGAUGUCAUGUCACCAUCUAUCUAUCUAUCUAUCUAUCUAUCUAUCUCUCUCUCUCUCUCUCAACCUAAGCAGAGUUGCAGUGUCAGAAUAUUAUUGUUAUCAUGGGCUUUAAAUCAGCUUUACUUUUGUAUUGUGAGUUAACAUUUAAUGUACAACCCUAGUGCUGUACAUCAAUGAGUUAUAAAGUCCUGAAUUAUGAAUUUUACCUUCUUUUUAUCGAGGUUAUCGGUCCUUUGUCAGUACUUUAUUUUAACCCUACCUGAAGUCUAUAAUGGUUGUUGAAAAGGAGGAUUCAAUGAUGCAUUUUCUUAGAAAUUUGAUGUAAAUAAAUUAAAAUGUAAGAAACCAGUUAAAUCCUAAUGUAUCAUAAGAGAUCCUAAAUGACUUGAACACACAGCUGUUUGUUUUAAUGUUGGAUUAAACUGGUGUGUUAUUUACUGUAUGUCUCUAUCUAUCUAUCUAUCUAUCUAUCUAUCUAUCUAUCUAUCUAUCUAUCUAUCUAUCUAUCUAUCUAUCUUCUCAACCUAAUAAUCAUUCAGCAAAUCACAGAGCACAAUAUAAAUUGGCUGAUGUGUAAUCUAAAUGGGAAAAUGUUUAUGUUUCUUAUUAUUUUGUUGUUUGUUUGUUUGUUUGUUGAAUGUAGGAUCAUUCCAUUGAUUUUAUUUUCGCUAAAACUCCAGUGAAAUUUAGUUUGUGAUAUCUCCUUAUUUGUAAUGAUUUGGUACCUUAAAUGUGUUUUGCCUCUCUAAUGUAAGAGUUUGGUAAUGUUUUAAAUCUGUCACAUUGGAUAUAUGCUUUUUUUUGGUGUACUGAUUUCCAAAACCUUGUUCAGAAACUAAACUUAAUGCAGAUUUUUUUUACAUAUUCUGUCAGCCUAAUCCUCAGGAUACAGGAUGGGUUUGUGUUAAGUUAAAAAUAGAUGAAUUAAAAAACUGCA